AUGUCCCUUUUGUGGAAGAGACUCACUGGCCUCUCAGAAGGAGAGUCCAGUGUGGACCACAGCGAAAGCGACCAUGUUGAAGAGCGCAGGCUCACCAAGUCAACCAUAGACGAGUCGUCGCCUCCUAUAUCGCCAGAAAUGGACCUUGGGAAAAACCAAAGUCCAGAUACGUCGCCUGAAAUUGUUCAGCACGAGAAAAUGGACCACUCGGAAAGUGGCAAGCGCCUGGCAAGGUACGCCACAGACCCAGUGAUUGUUAACUGGUCGGCACUUCUUCAGAAACGAGCUGCCAAUGUCUUCGAGCCCACAGUCGAGUUCACGGGGUUGGAAGGUAGUAGCAAAACGCGCGAGGCGCAACAGAAAGUGGUUCUUGGGCCUGCGUUUGGUUCUGAGCCAUCUUUGGAUACCCAACAAUUUCAUGACGCUGAGCCAUCUCCUAAUGAGCCACAUGUUGAUGGUAAGGCUUCGUAUGGUAACGCGUCCUCUUCAAGCACUGGACAUUCUGCUGAAGAGGAAGACCCAGUCGAAGCCGAGGCUCGCAUGGUCAGAGAGCUAGAGUUGCAGAGGCAAGAUAAAGAACUCAACAGAAGACUUAGUAUCCAGCGGCAUCAGGAAAGGAAGAUUAAGCAAAAGAAGGUACGGAACGAUACCAAUGCCGAGAUGGAGGAAGCCUUGAAAGAGAUAAGGCACGCGGAGCGACGUCACCGGAAGCUUGAGAGGCGGAAGAAGAAAGAGGAAGCAAAGCAACGCCAAGAACAAGAACAGUGGUAUAUCGAAGAGCAGGAGUUUCUUAAGGCACAGAGAGAGAAGGAGGCCGCUCGGGAAGCAGAGAAAGCUGCAGCAAGAGAAGAAAAGAGAUUGCGGAAGGAAGCGAAACGUGCCGAGAGAGAACGGAAGAAAGAACGAGAAAGAGAAAGAGAGAAGGAGAGGGAGCGUGAGCGUGCCGAGCAAGAGAAGAAGAGGCGUGAGGAAGAGAAAGCCAGGGAAAGAGAGCGUAGAGAGCGUGAAAGGCAGAGGCAAAGAGAGGAAGCAGAGAGGGAGAGAAUACGGCAGGAGGAAGAGGCAGAAAGGGAACGGCUUCGGCUCCAAGAAGAAGAAGAACGUGAAAGGGCACGUCAGGAGGAAGAGGCCCGUCGUGAAAGAAGACGUGAGAGGAGAGAACGGCGGCGCGAGAGGCGCCACAGAGAACGGGCCAACGAAGGAACCGAAAAUGGCGAGUCGGGCGCCGGGGCUAAUGAGGAGACCACUCGUAGUCGCCGUCGCCGUGAUCCCGAGACGAGAGCCAGAGAUCGUGAAGAAAGAGCUCGGGAACGCGAACGGAGGGCAACAGAAAGAGCAAUACGUCAGGUCCAGGCUGCAGAGAGAGCUGCUGAAAGACAGGCUGAACGGCGCAGGCGCCGUGCACUUGAGGCACAAGCAGCAGCAGAGAUGGGACCCCCUCCUCGCGAUGAGUACAGUACAGUCGAUGAAGACAUUCCUCCUUAUCGCGAGAAAUUGCACAAAUAUCUUGAUUUGGUGGCGUACGACGAGCGCUUUGCACCGGUGCUUCGCGUGAAUCGGUACUUGGUGAGUGGCCAGGAGGACUUGAUCGAGGCGAUCAACCAGUUCUCGCUGAGCAAUCUCUUGCCGAAGAAGAUGGAUCUUUGGAAUAUAUCACAUGUUGACGAUUCUGAGUAUGAGAAUAUGAUCCCUGUGCUCAUUCCCCAGAAUGCCUAUUAUGAAAACGAACUCACGGGGUUCUUGACUCCAGAUACAAGAAGCCUUGUUAGCUGA
This is a messenger RNA of Candidozyma auris, 1773 nucleotides long. RefSeq lists its product as uncharacterized. Lineage: Eukaryota; Fungi; Ascomycota; Pichiomycetes; Serinales; Metschnikowiaceae. The record is from RefSeq and is a predicted model, not a curated record. The transcript has a single exon. Bases 1 to 1773 code for a protein of 590 amino acids.